GUGAAUUAUUUUCCUCCAAUCGUAUUUGAGUAAAAAUGUCAAACCAGACAAGAAGAUUCCAGCCGAGGGGGCAGUAUGUCCAGGAAAGUGGACGGAGAAACCAGUACAACCAGGGUGCCUGGGUUCAAGGCAGAAAUCCUCCGCCUGGUCAUUACUUUGACGCGGAGACGAACCGACUCUUACAUCUUUUGGAUGUGGAAAGAAAAGCAGUGAAAGAAGAGCAGCGUAAGGUGAACUAUUUGGCAAAAGAACUACAAGAUACAAAGAACCAGCUGCAGAAUCAGAAGAAUCAAACCGCAGCAUGGGAGCUGAAAGUAGAGCAUGGACGAACGCUUAUAAGCACUUUGAGAGACCAGAACAAAACUCUGCAGAACGAACUGGAGCAGCUUAAGACCUCCAGUCAGGAAACCAUCUCUAAGAACGAGACGGAGAUUCUUAUGUUGAGGCAGCAAGCGGAGAAAUUAGAGCAGGAGUUAACUAGAGAAGGAGAAAACAACUCAAAGAAAGCAGAGAAUGAGUUCCAGGCCAAGGAAGCGAAGGUCCAUGAAUCCCUGGAGCUAAAAACUGAAAACAUGCUGGCCAAUUUGCAGAGAGAGCUGGAAACCGUAAAGGCUUCACACAGGGAAAUGACUGAGAAGUAUGAAAAAGAUACAGCUACUCUGAAACAACGGGCAGAAACGCUGAAGCAGGAACUGAUGGAGGAGAUGGAACGUCAUUCAAAGACGUCCAUGACCAACAUCCAGAUGUUUAACAACCUCACAGCCAAGAACAAAGCUCUCCGGCAAGAAAUGGCUGAAAAAAUGGCGAGACUUGAACAAAGCGCAGAGGAGACGGAGACACGUCUGCAGAGACAGCUGCAAGAAGUCACGCUUUCUGACAAAGAGGUCAUAAGGAAGUAUGAGGUGGAGGUUAGCCUGCUGAAAAUAGAGCUUGAUAGUUUAAAACAGCAGCUGAACGCAAACAACCAGAGAACCUCCAACAAAAUGACCGAAAUGGAGGUCCUGAAUAAGAGCAUGUUUGAAACCAUGGACAAGAUGUUAGAAUCCCUCGAACAAACGCCUGAAGACCCAGCAGCUGGUUUCCAGGAGGAGGUGGACCGGAUUAGGGCUUCACAGCAGGAAGCUAUCAGGAAGUACCAACAGGACAAUCUGACCCUGAGAGAACAGACAGAAACACUAAAACAAGAGCUGGAUGAAGAAAGAGAAGCCCAUUCACAGACAUUGGCGUCCAACCUUCAGGUCAUCAACGGCCUAGCAGCAGAGAACGAGGCUCUCCGACAGGAAAUGGCUCAGAAAAUCUCAGGCCUGCAAGAAGAAUUCAAAGCAACAGAGACUCUGAAGCAGAGAGAGUUGGAAGAAGAAAGAGUUUCCCACCAGGAAAUCGUCUCUGAGAAGGAAAGGGAGGUUCUUCACCUGAAAAGAAAGCUAGAACGUUUAGAGACGCUCCUCAAUGAUGAGGCAGAUACGUCUGUAAAGAAAUCAGCAGAGGACCUUGAUCUGAUCAACCAACUUAGAGCUGAAAGGGAUGAACUGCAGCAAGAGAUCUCAGCCCUCAAACAAACAUCCAUUAACGAGGAAAUCAGUCAGGAUUCCAUCCUUCAACUCACCGAGGAGGAAGUCCCAGAGAAAAGGAAAAAGAGCCCCUGGAAAAGGUUUCGCCACUCUCUGGGUUUGAGGAAACCAGAACAAUUCAAGAGAAACAAGUCCACCUCAGAAGAAAGGGCCUAGAACCUUUUAGUGACGCAGAGAGACUUUAUCAGGGUUCAAUUAAACUGGGACUGAACUGGACACCAUCAGCUCUAAACAUCCUGAACCACCAUACUGACAGAAUUGGCCUUGGAAAUGUUUUAAUCCAAACAUCCCAAAAAAAAAAAAAAAAAAAAGGGCAGCAUGGUGGAGAAGUGGUUCUCCUCAUGUCUGCGUGGGUUUUCCCCGGGUGCUCCGGUUUCCCCCACCUAUCUGGUUAAUUGGCCUCUUCAGUGUAUUGGUGCGUGAAUGAUUGUGCCCAGAGACGUGCUUCCUGGUCACCAUAAGAACCAGACCUUCUCACUGGAAGCCCCUUAAAAAGACUCCAACAGCCAAACCCUGUUUGAAUUCCAGUGGAUUCCAGUCCAUCUGUUGGGAUAUUGCCAGUAGAUCCAUCAGCAUCAUAUCCGCCUCAGGCACCAAAGCAGAAACAACCAGAAGACGUCUCCCUAUUAGAGCUUCAGCUACAGACUCUAAGCGAGGCAGGUUGAUCUAUGCAGAAGAUUUCAGUGGCAGACAAUUCAAAGAGCUGAACAUGAGGAAAACAGAAAGAAAAAGAAAGACUGUAGCGCCAAAGAGACAACAGAAAAUUAAAGAGAAUAAAAGUGAAUCAUCAAAAUAAGAUGAUUGUAUAAAAGAUCAGAAAGAUUAUUUAAAAAGAUGCUGUUUAAAUCGCUCAGUCAAAACGUCACACCAUGACGUCUCAGGUCUUUUUAUAGAAACAAUUCA
Messenger RNA from Cyprinodon tularosa, 2474 nucleotides. RefSeq names its product CAP-Gly domain-containing linker protein 1-like. Lineage: Eukaryota; Metazoa; Chordata; Actinopteri; Cyprinodontiformes; Cyprinodontidae. Bases 36 to 1727 code for a protein of 563 amino acids. The record is from RefSeq and is a predicted model, not a curated record. The transcript has a single exon.